AAGAAGAACGCGUCCAAGAAAGCGAGGUCAAGUUUCUCUCUCUCUCUCUCUUCUAUCUCCUUUAUUUAUUCUCUCCAUUCUUCUCUACACGCAGCUCUUCAAAACCCUAGAAAUUCUCGAAGCUCGCGUCGUGAUUUCGUCUGGCUUGUAUAAGAAUCAUUUGAGAUUCGAAGCUUCGGAGAGAUGUCAUCGUUGAGCCGAGAGCUGGUGUUUCUCAUACUGCAGUUUCUCGAGGAAGAGAAAUUCAAGGAGUCUGUGCACAGGCUAGAGAAAGAGUCAGGGUUCUUCUUCAACACAAAGUACUUCGACGAGAAAGUUCUUGCUGGAGAGUGGGAUGAAGUGGAGAAGUACUUGUCUGGCUUUACCAAGGUUGAUGAUAACAGAUACUCCAUGAAGAUUUUCUUCGAGAUUAGGAAGCAGAAGUAUCUCGAGGCUCUUGAUCGGCAAGAUAAGGCCAAAGCAGUUGAGAUAUUGGUGCAGGACUUGAGAGUCUUCUCCACUUUCAACGAGGAUCUCUACAAAGAGAUCACUCAGCUUUUAACUUUACAGAACUUCAGGGAAAAUGAUCAGCUUUCCAAAUACGGAGACACUAAAACAGCUCGGACCGUGAUGCUAGCAGAAGUAAAGAAACUAAUCGAAGCAAAUCCUCUUUUUCGUGACAAAUUGACGUUCCCUACAUUACGAUCUUCCAGACUGCGGACUCUCAUUAAUCAAAGUCUUAAUUGGCAGCACCAGCUGUGCAAAAAUCCUAGGCCAAACCCAGAUAUUAAAACUCUAUUCACAGACCACACGUGCGCAGUUCCCAAUGGUCCUCUGGCACCUUCAUCAGUCAAUCAGCCUGUUACAACUUUGACGAAGCCAACAGCUUUUCCGUCACUUGGAGCUCAUGGUCCCUUUCCUCCUGGUUCUGCUGUUGCUGCUGCUGCUAAUGCUGGCGCUUUAGCUAGUUGGAUGGCUGCUGCCUCUGGUGCUUCUGCUGUCCAAGCUGCCGUUGUUACACCUGCGCCUAUGCCUCUACAUCAGAAUCAAGUGGCAAUCUUGAAGCGACCAAGAACACCACCAGCAACUCCAGGUAUAGUAGAUUAUCAGAAUCCGGAUCAUGAACUAAUGAAGCGUCUCCGCCCUGCCCCAUCUGUGGAGGAGGUGACAUAUCCUGCUCCUAGGCAACAAGCUCCAUGGUCGCCGGAAGACUUGCCAUUAAAGGUGGCUCUAGCGUUGCAUCAAGGGGCAACUGUGACAAGCAUGGAGUUUCACCCUAUGCAAAAUACGUUACUUCUCGUCGGAUCUGCGACGGGAGAAAUCACAUUGUGGGAACUCGCUGUUCGAGAGAAGCUGGUUUCAAGGCCGUUCAAAGUAUGGGAUAUGACUAAAUUCACAAAUCAGUUUCAGGCUUUGAUAGCUAAGGAAACACCAAUUUCAGUCACCCGUGUUGCAUGGAGUCCAGAUGGAAAUUUCAUUGGGGUUGCCUAUUCGAAACAUCUUGUUCACUUGUAUGCUUUCUCUGGACCUAACGAUCUUCGCCAGCAUGCUGAGAUCGAUGCCCAUGUGGGUGCUGUGAACGACUUGGCUUUCGCUAUUCCGAACAGACAGCUAUGCGUAGUUACUUGCGGAGACGAUAAGCUAAUCAAGGUAUGGGAUGUUCAAGGUCGAAAGCAUUUUACCUUUGAAGGUCAUGAGACUCCUGUUUAUUCCAUUUGUCCUCAUCACAAAGAGAACAUUCAGUUCAUAUUUUCAACGGCCAUAGAUGGGAAGAUAAAGGCCUGGCUUUAUGACAAUAUGGGUUCCAGAGUUGACUAUGAUGCUCCCGGUAAAUGGUGUACUACGAUGCUUUACAGCGCUGAUGGGUCUAGAUUGUUCUCUUGUGGAACGAGUAAAGAUGGAGAUUUUUUCCUAGUUGAGUGGAAUGAAAGUGAAGGGUCGAUUAAAAGGACCUAUCUUGGGUUUCAUAAAAAAUUGGCUGGUGUGGUUCAGUUUGAUACCUCAAAGAACCACUUUCUGGCUGUUGGUGAAGAUGGGCAAGUCAAGUUCUGGGAUAUGGACAACAUCAAUGUUCUGACUAGCACUGAUGCUGAGGGUGGACUUCCGGCUCUUCCUCGUGUGAGAUUUAACCGGGAAGGUAAUCUUCUAGCCGUUUCUACGGCAGAUAACGGAUUUAAGAUCCUAGCAAACACAGCUGGUUUCCGAUCUCUGAGAGCCAUGGAAGCUUCUGCUUUUGAAACGAUGAGGAAUCCAGUCGAUUCUUCCUUAACCAAAGCUGUUCCUGGUGCUCCUGUUGCGUCUGUCAGCUGUAAAAUAGAACGAGGCUCUCCUGUUAGACCCUCACCUAUCCUGAAUGGAAUUGAUCCCCCGAAGCCAAGAAUAGACGACUCGACGGACAAACCAAGACCUUGGCAAUUAGCUGAAAUAUUGGACCAUGCCCAGUGUCGCCAGGCUACUUUACCCGAUACCGCUGGUUCUUCCGUAAAGGUCGUCCGGCUUCUGUAUACUAAUUCCGGCGCUGGAAUCUUGGCUCUGGGUUUGAACGGUAUUCAGAGGCUCUGGAAGUGGGUUCGCAGUGAGCAGAACCCUAGUGGAAAGGCAACUACUGCUGUUGCUCCUCAGCAAUGGCAACCAAACAGUGGUCUUCUCAUGGCCAACGAUGUCUCUGGUGUAAACCUUGAAGAGUCUAACCCAUGCAUCGCUCUCUCUAAGAACGACUCAUACGUCAUGUCUGCUGCUGGAGGAAAAGUCUCGUUGUUCAACAUGAUGACUUUUAAGGUGAUGACAACAUUCAUGCAACCUCCACCGGCUUCAACAUUUUUGGCGUUCCAUCCUCAGGACAACAACAUCAUUGCCAUUGGAAUGGAGGACUCCACUAUUCACAUCUACAAUGUCCGAGUGGAUGAGGUCAAAUCAAAGCUAAAGGGUCACCAGAAACGCAUCACUGGCUUAGCAUUUUCGACAACACUCAAUAUCUUGGUUUCGUCUGGUGCUGAUGCUCAGAUAUGCUUUUGGAGCAUUGACACAUGGGAGAAGAGAAAAUCCGUAGCAAUACAAAUGCCAGCAGGAAAAGCCGCCAGUGGAGACACGCGUGUACAGUUUCAUGUGGAUCAGAUCCGUAUCCUUGCAGUCCACGAGACACAACUAGCGAUAUUUGAUGCUUCCAAGAUGGAAUGUAUCCGACAGUGGAUUCCUCAAGACUCGUUGUCUGCUCCUAUAUCUUCAGCAGUGUAUGCCUGCAACAGCCAGUUGAUCUACGCCACUUUCCGUGAUGGUAACAUUGGAGUGUUUGACGGAGACAGUCUUAGGUUAAGAUGUCGUAUCUCUCCAUCUGCCUACUUUCCUCAAGGGAACCAAGGCUUGUCUCCUCUAGUUGUGGCGGCUCACCCUCAAGAGCCAAACCAGUUUGCUGUUGGUCUGAAUGAUGGGUCUGUUAAGGUGAUAGAACCGAGCGAGGCUGAAGGCAAAUGGGGGAUGGUUCCACCCUCUGAAGCCAUCAACACGUCGCCAUCCACCACAAACAACCAAACUCAAGAACAGUUACAAAGAUGAACGAACUAUAAUGGCUUUACUCAUAAUUAUCCAUGUAAUUAGUUUCAAAUAUUGACUCUUCAGGUUUGUUGAUUAGUUAGUGUUUGUUACUGAUUAUUAUUUAGGUUUCAGCAGUGGUAUUAGGUCUUCGAAUGUAGUCUUAGUUUGAAGAUUGUUAAGACAAUGACAUUGGUAAGAAAUAAAGUUUGUAUAAGACCA
This is a messenger RNA of Raphanus sativus (radish), 3729 nucleotides long. Its product is annotated as topless-related protein 3. Gene Ontology annotation, biological process: regulation of DNA-templated transcription. The record is from RefSeq and is a predicted model, not a curated record. NCBI's taxonomy places the organism in Eukaryota, Viridiplantae, Streptophyta, Magnoliopsida, Brassicales, Brassicaceae. Gene Ontology annotation, molecular function: protein binding. Bases 184 to 3531 code for a protein of 1115 amino acids. The transcript has 25 exons.